Messenger RNA from Phlebotomus papatasi, 6128 nucleotides. It is a transcript of the gene Mur89F, whose product is annotated as mucin-2. Gene Ontology annotation, cellular component: extracellular region. Gene Ontology annotation, molecular function: chitin binding. The transcript is spliced from 4 exons. The record is from RefSeq and is a predicted model, not a curated record. The coding region runs from base 540 to 5615 and encodes 1691 amino acids. Lineage: Eukaryota; Metazoa; Arthropoda; Insecta; Diptera; Psychodidae.
GAGCAAUACUCUUCGGCGGUCAGAGACGCGAUGCGGUAGUUUCUCCCAGAUCACGGAUCAAAAGCCCAACAUAGAAAAGUUCUGAUCCAACCACCCCCUUAAACCGCGCUAAGUCCGGAAAAGUGUUUACUCUCUGGGGCCAUCAGUGCCAAAGUGUUCGUGCAUUUCACAAACAGUUUCGAAAAGCUCUGUGAAAAGAUUUUUCCCAAAAAAAAAGAGAAAACUCACCCUCUUGUGCACCAUGGAAAUCAAUUGAUUUUUCCACCACGAAAAACUUUUCAUCCGAUUUUGGACUUACGAGUGAAAGAGUGCUUUUUUUGCGGGGGAGAUUUGUGCCGAAGGAAAAAUUGUAUUUGUUAGCAAAUAUCUCAUCUGGGAACUAAAAAAAACAGUGAAUUACCAAGAGAUAUCAUUGAUAGGAGAACACUCGAAAUUGGCGGUGGCCUGAAAACACACAAACAAGGAUUUCCCUCUCACCCAGGGACACUUUUCACCUUCCCAGCACGUUCCCAGGGUAAUUGCGACAGAACACCGAAGAUAUGGCGCCUCCACUGCUUAAAUUCACCCUGUGUACCAUCUUCACCUUGGUUCUCAUGAGAAUGGCCUCAGCACAAGAGUCAUUCAAUUGCGAGAGUGAAGGAUUCCACCCAGAUCCAGAUGACUGUGCUGUCUUCCAUCGCUGUGUUGAUGAUGGCAAUGGGGGUUAUACGAAAUAUACAUUUAAAUGUGGACCUGGAUCUGUUUUCUCUUCCACCCAUAACGUUUGUGUUCAUCCAAGUGAGUCUGAUAAUGAACGAUGUGGCCUAGCUUCAAACUCUGUUGAGCCAGAAUCGGAAAAUCAACAACAGCAGCAACCAGCACCUUCAUCAACUACAACACAAGCAUCAACGGCUCCAUCGACCACAAAAUCAACCACAACUACAACUACUACCACUACUCCUAAGCCCAGUCCGACGUCAGAUCCUGAGCCAGAACCAGAGCCAGAACCAGAUGCCGAACCUGCACCCAGCACUGAGGAUAAGGAAGGGCUCUGUCAGGGUGAAGGAUUUGUAGCACAUCCUACAGAUUGCCGAAAGUUCUACCGGUGUGUAUCAAAUGAAAAUGGUGGAUACAAUCGAUACGAAUUUGAGUGCGGUGAAGGAACAGCCUGGGAUGAUAGUAUUCAAGGAUGCAACCAUGAGCACCUGGUUGAAAGAUGUGGAGGUAAAGCCACCACAGCUGUAAUGGGCGAUGACCACGAGUCAGCUGAGAGUUCAUCUCAAUCUUCAAGCAGCCAAUCAUCAUCUACUGAGAUGUCUUCAUCGUCAUCUUCAUCAUCCUUUCAGAAUAGCACUAGCAGUUCUAGUAGUAGCACUAGCAGUAGUUCAUCUAGUAGUUCAUCGAGUAGUUCAAGCAGUAGUUCAUCUAGUAGCAGUAGCUCCUCCUCCUCAUCAUCCUCAUCGUCAUCAUCAUCAACCAGCGAACAGUCUAGUUCCAAUUCAACUUCAUCAUCUUCAUCAACCUCAGGAUCUGAGAGCAGUAGUACAAGUUCUGGAUCAGAACAGACAAGUAGUACAUCAAGCUCAGGUUCCGAAAAUAGCUCACAGACCGAGAACACAGAAAGCAGUAGUUCCUCUUCUACUGGUUCAGAAUCUAGCUCAUCGAGUUCAACCACUGAUCAAAGCACUAGCGAAUCAUCUUCAAGUGCUGGGUCUCAAAAUCAAACCAGUAGUGAAACAUCAAAUACAAGUUCAUCAUCCAGUGAAGAGAACAACAAUCAAACAUCUGGCAGUGAAAGUAGUUCUUCAACAGAUAACACUCAGACUAGCAGUUCUUCAACAUCUGGCUCUGAGAGUAGUUCUUCGUCUACUACUUCUGGUUCCGAAAGUAGUUCUUCUGGUUCCGAAAGCAGUUCUUCUUCCACUACAUCUGGUUCCGAGAGUAGUUCUUCUUCUACUAGUUCUGGCUCUGAGAGUAGUGCUUCGUCAUCUGGUGCAGAAUCUUCAAGUACUUCUUCAACGGACAGUGGACAAGGCAGUGAGUCUGGUUCAGAAUCAGGAUCUGAAACUUCAAGUGCAGGAUCUGGGGGACAAUGUGAAAGAGAUGGAUUCAUGGGUGAUCCUGAGGAUUGUCGUAAGUUCUAUCGCUGCGUAGACGAUGGUAACGGUGGUUUCGUCAGACAUGAAUUUACUUGCGCUGAGGGAACUGUCUGGGAUAGUCAGCAGAACACUUGUAACCAUGCUUGGGCUGUUAAAGAUCCAAAAUGUGGAACCGGAAGCAACACAGGUUCAGAAUCAGGAGGAGAAUCAUCAACAGCAAGUCCAUCAUCAUCUAGUUCUGCUCCAUCAUCAGAAUCUCCAUCAUCUCAACCCACUCAGUCUACAACAACUGCUCCCGCUUCAACAUCUUCACAGGCGCCUUCAUCAACAACAUCUGCUCCUUCAUCGUCUUCACAAGCACCAUCAUCAACAACUCCACAAUCUACCACAGGUACCUCAAGUUCCUCCCAAGCUCCUCAAUCUACAACUCAGCAACCGUCAGGAUCAAGUUCAACAUCUCAACCACCAUCAAGUGACGGACAAUGCCGUGAAGAGGGAUUCAUUCCACACGAGAGUGAUUGUAAGAAAUUCUAUCGGUGCGUCGAUGAUGGAAAUGGAGGAUUCACACGGUAUGAAUUCAAUUGUGGAGAAGGAACAGUCUGGGAUACUGCGACAACUAGUUGUAACUACCCAUCAGAGAGUGCUGCACCAUGCGGAACAGGAUCAUCCUCUAGCGGAUCUUCCCCACCACCCAGUGGAUCAUCAACUGAAUCUACAACAAAGGCCCCUCAAGCAACUCAACAACCUACUGAAACUCAAUCGCCCAGUUCAACACAGUCUUCGACAACGACAACAACAACCACAACCACAACCACGACUACGACAACGACAACAGCUCCUCCCAGUAGCUCUUCAUCAAGUUCAUCUUCUGCAACAGAAUCAACCACUACUACGGCUCCUCCUUGCAAAAACGAAACAAGCACAACCCCCAGUUCUCAACCAGCAGGUACUGAAUGCCAAGGUGAAGGUUUCAUGGCAGACCCAGAAGAUUGCCACAAAUUCUACAGAUGUGUAAGCGAUGGUCAGGGUGGUUACACAAGGCAUGACUUCACAUGUGGUCAAGGAACUGCCUGGGAUGAAGCAGCACAAACUUGUAAUUAUGAAAGUUCGGUGGAAAGAUGCAAUGGUGGGUCAUCAAGUGCUCCACCGUCUUCAUCAUCCGCUCCACCUUCAAGUUCAACAAUGUCCAGUAGCUCCUCGGCGCCAUCAGAAAGCACGACAUCUGCUCCCCCGAGCUCAACAACUACGCAAUCAUCAUCGACUACUUCUCCAGCAUCAUCAAGUGCUCCACCUCAGUCUUCUACAACUAGUUCUACAACAACGAGUUCUUCGACAACAAGCGCUCCCCCAUCUUCGUCAUCCCAAGCACCUAAUCAAGGAAGUACAACAUCAUCUCCGUCUAGUGGAACGUGCGAAAGCGAAGGAUUUUUCGGAGAUCCCGAGGAUUGUCAUAAAUUCUACAGAUGUGUAGAUGAUGGAAAUGGAGGAUACACUAAGUAUGAUUUUACGUGCGGAGAGGGAACGGCUUGGGAUGCUGAUGCUCAAACUUGUAAUCAUGAACGUGAUGUUGCAACAUGCCAAAAUCAAGGAGGAUCAUCAUCUCCCCCUUCAAGUACAACAUCCGCUCCAUCGAGCUCUUCUUCAGCACCAUCAGAAAGUACCACUAGCAGUAGUACAACUUCUGCUCCAAGUUCAUCUAGUAGUACGACAACAUCAUCAUCAACAACUACGACCGCUAGCACAACUACGACAGGUUCCUCGUCAAGCUCUGAAGCACCAACAUCAUCAUCAACAGAAUCUUCAACAACCGCUUCUUCAUCAACCACUUCUUCCUCUGAACCACCAUGCGGCAACACAACAAGUGAAAUAAAGUGCGAAGAAGCAGGAUUCUUCCCACAUCCCGAUGAUUGUAGAAAGUUUUAUCGAUGCGUAGACUGGGAAAAUAAUGGAGAAAAAUUCUCACUAUAUCAUUUUGAAUGUGGGGAGGGUACUAUUUGGGAUCCAGCCCUAGAAACAUGUAAUUAUCCAGAAAGUGUUCAACCACCACGGAAUUGCAAAACAACAAGUGACAGCCAGUCUGGAGGAGAAUCUACAACAUCUUCAUCCACAACGACUUCAUCUACAACAACUGCAUCUACGACAACUUCCUCCUCAACAACUUCUACAACAACUUCAUCUACCACAACAUCAUCUACAACAACUACAACGACACCCGCUGAGACUACGACAACUGGAACUGAAUCUACAACAGAGCAAACAACUGAAUCUACAACAGAGCAAACAACUGAAUCUACAACAGAACAAACUACGGAGUCCACUACUCCUGCGACAACGGAAGAGUCCACUACAGAAGGAACAGAGAGCACAACUAGUUCAGAAACCAGCACGACACCACCAGAGUCUACGACAACUGAGCAAACAACGAUGGAAUCCACGGAAUCAACAACCACAGGACAAGAAUCAACUACAACUGGUCAGGAAACAACUACAACGGGCCAAGAGUCAACCACAACUGGUCAGGAGUCUACCACAACAGAUCAGCCGACUACAACAACGGAUGAAUCAACAACUGAGAGUACAGAAUCUACAACACCAGCAGAAUCAACAACUGAAAGUACUGAACCCUCAACCACAGCUGAAACCACAACUGAAACGACAACUGCCACGGAAUCUACAACGGAAACCACAGAUUCAACGACUGAAGCAGCAACAGAAUCAACGACGUCUCCACAGGAAACGUCGACAGAUUCAAGUACAACAGAUGAGAGUACUACUGAAUCGACAAUGGAACCAACAACUGAGUCAACAACUGAAGGAACAACAGAAACUACAACAGACGCUUCCACAACAGAAGAGACUACAACAGAUGCAUCUACUACAGAAGCAAGUACCACAGAAACAACAGAAGAACCAACAUCAGAGCCAACAGAGUCUACAGAAGGAACAACUGAGGGUACUACGGAAGGAACUACGGAGCAGCCAGCGCAAAAUUCAUCGUGCCCACCGUUGGAGAGUGGGCAGGCUUACUUUGUAUGCCCCACAGGAUUCAGAAGACAUCCUCAGAAUUGUAGUCAAUUCUACCAGUGUACUCAGCAACAAGACAGUGAAGACUAUAAUAUUGUUGUAUUGAGCUGUCCUGAAGGAACAGUGUACGAUGAAGAGGAGACUCAGUGCUUGCCGCCUGAUCAGACAGAACCAUGCCAGUCCUCGGGAAGACGAUCUCUACGCGGACUUGUUGAAAAACGAUCAACGAUCCAAGUUCGUAGACCUAAACGUCUCUGUCCCAGAGAAGGUUACUUCCCCUUCGAAGACGGCGCUUGUAGUACAAUGUUUGUCAAGUGCGGACGAUCACUCGAAGAGGAUAAACUCGAAGGAACGCUGUAUAGGUGUCCUAAGGGUUACGCCUACUGGCAUGUUAGCAGACGAUGCGAGAAACCCGUGAGGAUUCCAAUGUGCCGAAUCAAUACGUACGACGACCGCAACCGAAUCCCCAUCGAGUGGAUCAAUCUCGGCCGGGGACGAAGCCUGCGAAUAUAGAUUUAGAAAUAUUUCCUAGCGAGAUAGGCCUUUAGGUAGUUUCGUCAAAUUUUCAGUCAGGAUUUAGUGGCUAGAAAGAGCCAUGCGAAUUAAUUGUUAAGUAUCAACCACUUUGAACUGAUUUAUUUUAAUAUUAUUUCUCAAUUGAUGUGCUUUGCAUCGAGAAAACAAAGAAGAGGUCUGGUUCCGUUUUUGACAUUUACAGGCGUGCUAGGCUGUCUUGAACUCAGAACUUUGACCUUUUCUGGGACAACUUCCGGUGGUGGGGUAUUUAUAAUGUGUAAUUAUGUACUAAUCGACUUUCAUGAGUCUAUUCCGUUCAACAUCAUCCGUCUAUUUCACGCGCACAUUUCUUUAAGUGAAAGUCGUGGUGCAAUUUUAAGGUACUCACUAGGUUAGGUUAUAUCAACGAAAGUCGCCAUAUGAGAAAUUAAUUAAUAAAUUGACAUUGUAAAUAGUGUGAAUGUGCAUUUAUAGAAAAAAAGAAUGCAAAUAAAUGUCUAUUUUAAAGAA